AUGUUGACAUUGGACCCCCUCAAGAUCGAAAAUGACACCGAAAAUGACACCGAGCUAAUCGACAUCACCGAUUCCCUAUUUCAAUCCCUCCUCCAAAUCACCAAUAACCAAGUCGUGAAAGCCGACCAAUUCGAACUUUUGGAAGGAACACGCGCUUUAGAAGUGUUGAAUCCAAGACUAGACACUGGUUUGAUUACAUUAGACCCUCAUGAUUAUGAAUUCGAUUGUUCUGCUCCACAAUCGAUCGAGGUGAUUAUAAAUAUUCAAACGAAAUUAUUGAAAUGUGUUGUCCAUUGGUUAAUGAAUGAGAGUUUACCGGUGACGGUAUUGAGUUGUAGAUAUGUUCAAACUAUGUUGGAGAAUUAUUUAACGAAACGGAGUUCAAUAUUUGAUCAAUGUUCAUUUUAUCUGGAUCGAAUGGAGCAGAAAGAAGAAUGGGGGGAUACGAAUGGGGUGGAAUAUAUGUUGGUACAUAAAGUAUUAAAAGUGUUUUGUAUGGGAUUAUGUCGAUUUAUUGGAUUUGUAUUACAGAUUGCUAAAACUUUUUUAUACGAAGAAGAAGAUAUAACUACUAGAAAAAUGAGCUUAAAUUUCUUGGAAGAUGUAAUGCCACAAUUCUUAAUUGAUGAGAUUAAUGAUGUUAUAGAAUGGAUAAUUGCUAAUGAAAUAAAUCAGGCUGAUGUGGUUAUAACUCAAUUAAAAGUGAUUAUAUGUUUAUUAAAAAUUGAAUCAUCAAUUUCAUCAACCCAAGUUCAAUUCUUACAACCUCAACCACAUGACCAAAUUGAUCUUAGUUUAUAUUCCGAAGGUAUUGCACAAAUCACCAAACUCCAAUCAUUCACCUUUGAUGAAUCAAUAAUCCCGGUAGGAACAUUUUCAAAAUUCAUUCAAGUCGAUAUGGAAAAUAAAAACAUCCCCUUAGAACUCCCCAAUAUUGAUUUUUCAAUCGCAUGUAAACAUCUAUCAGGUAUCUUCACCACCAUAAAAACCUUCAUUUCAAAAUCAAAUCAAAUCUCCUCCAUCAAUCAACUUCAAGAUUAUUUAGAUUAUAAUAUAACCUACCCCAUCUCCACCUUCUCCGUAUUCGCUCGUGGAUUAUUUCAAUAUUUCUUUAUAAGAGAUGAUAAAUCGAUUUUUGGCAGUCAAGAAAUCUAUCUCCCAACACUUUGUCUUGACAUGAUUGAAAACCUAGUUGGAGGGAAUACUAUCAUCUUACAUAAUUUCCCAUCCCAAUUAUCCCAACUUAAAGAAAUGACCAGGAUGGAGAUCUUGGAGAGAUAUGAUCAGAUUUGGAAUGAUUUAGAAGCGGGGAUAUUUCAUAAUUUAACUAUUUAUGGAAGUAACCCUUGUCGACAACAACAAUUAUUAUCGAAGGGGUUGUUACUUUGGGAUACUUUACAAGUCUCGUGGGAAUCAUUUGAAGUUGAAAUGUAUCAAAAUUAUAAAAUUGGAGAUGAAUUUGUUGGCACCGGGGCCAAUGGCGGUGGGGAAUUGGCAAUCAGUGUGACUUCAUAUAUUUACUACACCAAGAUCAAAAUGAUGAUUGAAUUAUUACUUAAUGGAUUUCAACUUGAAUUAUAUAAACCAUUUGAAACAUUUUUGAUCUAUUGGUAUGCCGAUUAUUUAUUAGAAAACCUAAAUGAUCAUCUCCAAAACCGUCUUGUCCAAAUCAUAAUCGGGAAAAUCCACCAUUUAGAAACCAUAAUCCCAAAACGUAUCAAGAAAUUAAAAACCGGAACCAAGAAAGAUCAAUUAAAACAAAUCAAUAAACAUAACCAUGAAAUCAUCCUACCAAAACUUACAUCCACCUUAAAUUAUAAUCAAGAUUAUCUUCAUCCAUCAUAUAAAUCCCUCCAACUCCUUCUUAAAUCCACCACAUCUUUCCUUGUGGCAUUAUCAAAACUCCAUCUUAUCGAUUUCACCCAGGGGCCAGUUAAUAAUCUCACGUCGAUGGAAUCACUCUAUUAUCUUCAGUCCACGAAACCGGACCUCCAUAAUAAUCGGAAUAAUUUAUUAAGGACGUUGGAAAUCUUAACCGCGGUGAAAUCGGGCCUUGCCGAAUCGAAGAAAGGUUUCAAGGAUGUGAUUCAAUAUAUCGAAAGAAAUCGAUCCAAACACUUCCUUGAAGAUCUGACAAAUAUUGAAGAAUGGUAUGGUGGAUAUUUGAAAUCGAUUGAAAUGCUUGAAGAAAACGUUGCCGAGGUGAGUAGGUUGAUCUCGAUGUAUAAAAACGAUCUAGGAGCCAUUAAGCGGGAUUAUAAGCUCGUGAUUGAAAGUGGUGUACAUAGAUAUAUCCCCAAAUUCUCAAUCAUCAAGAAAUUGGACUAA
This is a messenger RNA of Hemisphaericaspora subhashii, 2328 nucleotides long. RefSeq lists its product as uncharacterized. NCBI's taxonomy places the organism in Eukaryota, Fungi, Ascomycota, Pichiomycetes, Serinales, Debaryomycetaceae. The record is from RefSeq and is a predicted model, not a curated record. The transcript has 3 exons. Gene Ontology annotation, cellular component: NatC complex. Bases 1 to 2328 code for a protein of 775 amino acids. Gene Ontology annotation, biological process: N-terminal peptidyl-methionine acetylation.